This is a messenger RNA of Egretta garzetta (little egret), 2099 nucleotides long. It is a transcript of the gene DEPDC4, whose product is annotated as DEP domain containing 4. The record is from RefSeq and is a predicted model, not a curated record. Lineage: Eukaryota; Metazoa; Chordata; Aves; Pelecaniformes; Ardeidae. The transcript has 9 exons. The coding region runs from base 1 to 1587 and encodes 528 amino acids. Gene Ontology annotation, biological process: intracellular signal transduction.
AUGUCGCCUGCUGACAGCAGAAACCUAACCUACUGUGAUGGUCCUUUUCAAGCAACUCAGCUGUGGAAUAGUAUUAUUCAUGCUCUUCACAGUCAGGUGGAAAUCAAAAGACGUAGACAACUUCUGAAAACAUAUAAAAACUGUUUCACUGGCUCAAAUGCUGUUGAUGUGGUGCUGAGCCAUCUUAUGCAAAGCAUGUACCUAAGCUGCAAUGAUAUUUCUCGGCUGAAGGGAGUCCGUGUAUGCCAAGCGUUGAUGGAUCACAAGGUGUUUGAGCCAGUUGGAGCAAAGCUUUAUUUAUUCAAGAAUGAAAAAGAAACGGAGUUUGAAGACACAAACACUAGUCUCUAUAAAUUUGUAAAUAACAGUCUUACUCCUCCUCUUCCGAGAAAGAAUAAAGACAGUGAGAACUUGUCUCCUGAGCAUAUCUGCAAGCAGAAGACAAAAAGACGUUCCAAAAUGAAGUGUGAAACAACACUUUCAAACCCCUUAACAUUAGAAGCAGCCGAUAAAAAGAGGGUAGAGGAUCUGCUUCGAUCAAUAAAUGUUCAUGCAUCUUUACCUCCAAAGAUCGUGGUUAAUGAACCAACUCGUUUGCUUUCAAAAAGAGUAAUAGAAGAUGUCUGGAAACAGCAAACUUUGCUACGACUGCUGCAGUUAAUUGAUGUUCCACUUUUAGAAGAUAUCUUGGUGUCUUCAGUGAAGACAAAACCAGACUGUUUUGGCAAAGAAGAAGACCUGAUUAUCUCAAACACUUUUCUGGACAGAGAGGUUACAUGUAGCUUAAACUUGCCUGAGCUUGACAAAUGGCUCUAUGCUGCAAUUGAAUGCUUGGAGUAUUUCCCAGACCAAUUCAUAGUGAUGGUUAGUCAGCAGUUACCUGAAAGCACUAAACCCAGCAGUCUGAAUACAUACAAGAAGAUUCUUUUUGACAUUAUACUAAAGUAUUAUAGUCAAAAGAAGGACUCCCUUCUUGCCACUCAAGAUCUUGAUAUUCAUUCAGGAAUUAUAGAACUUAUAGAAAAAGGAAAAAGAGAUCAAGCUCUAGAGGCGUCACAACUUUACUUAAAAUUAUUAGCACCAAAUAUUCGAGAAGAACUACACAGGCUCCUGACAUUCAUAGCCGUUGCAUCCGAAUCUGAGAGCUACAAAUUACAAAAACAAUUUGAUAACAGAUCCGUGAUCAUCAAGACUUGCACAAAGUUCAUCUUGCAAAGUAAGACAUUGUCAAAACCACAGGCAGAACUGCUGACUCAGUUUCUGAUGGACAAUCACUCCGAGCUCUUCAAGACUCCUUUAACUCUUCUGGAACUAACUAGUAGGAGACUUGAGAGUUUGCUAGAAGGACAGGAUCCAGAUAUCGAUUCAGGCUUCACCUUCUGUCAGCGUGUGACAACUAAAGAAUAUGAAGAUCAAAAACAACAAACAAAUCAGUAUCUUCUCACAUUGGUUCAAGAGAUGGACAACGACCCCACUAUUCCCUUGAAGCAGAAGAAGAAAUUAAUUAAAGAAUUCCGAAAAUACCAUUCUCUCAUCUAUUGUAGUUGUUGUAAAACUACAUGUGUAUUUUGUACUCUGAAUGGUUAGACAUCAAUACAGCCUUUUUUUCCCCCUCUGUAAAAGGGGGAUUGUGUUUGAAAAUUGAUUGUGAUACAAACUAUUUUUUUCUUAUGUCAUCUUCAGUUAGAGGGAACUACAACUAUCAAAAUUACUAUGCUGCUAAAAAGUAUUCAUUCUACUUAAUGACUCUUUUAAACAAAAUCUACUUAAUUACUUUUACGUUAGUAACAAUGGCACACUGCUUGUGCUGCUUUGAGUUCAGGGUUUGGCACUUUUCUCCUUCUGUCCCACAACCCCAUGGCUUUCUGGCUGAGCCAACUCUACAUUCAGACCCAUGCUUGGGUUGAUAACCAGUUAGGUUUUUAAUCUUCUCUAUCUGUAGUUCAUAAUCUAACUGUAAUCUAAUUUUAAACUGUAGAUUAUGAUUCCUAUGAGUAUUGUAAAAGUGUACGAAGUGUGUCAGAAAUGUUAGGAGCCAGGUCAGUGGGCUUUGAAGCUGUGGCAGGCAGGAUGUGUUAGGCAGGGGAGCUGUGUGUGCU